CGUAGGAUAACCGGUCUUUUAACGAGAAAAGGAAAAUCCCACCUGUUCCUCCUCGUCAGCCCUAGUUAGUGUUCCUCCAUGGCCGCCGGCUGGAGGAAGACCACGGCGACGGUGCUCCUCGUCGUGGGCUUCUUGCGUGUCCAGAUGGAACGAAAACACAAAUGGAUUUCUCAGCAGCACAGAGAGUGUGGCUUCAGACUGGAAGCCUUUCGAUCACCUUGUUGGACCGCAAAUAUGGAUGCCUGCUCGAGAAAGAUGCAUUGUUCAAGACCAGAGUGAAGGGAGGGCGUCUCAUCGUGAGAAAAGAAACGAAACCGAAGGCUAAAGUGUGUGAGGUGGCCGUUACCGAAGUCCCAGCUCCUGGAAACCAGCUGUUCGUCUCCUGUGUAGAAGACAAGCUGGCAGCCACAGAGGAACUCGGUGCUCUCAUGGCCGCCGCCAACAUUACCUUACAGAACCGGAGAAUCGGUCGCACGAUGGGCGGCUUCACCCCAAGCACGUCCAAGCCUUCGUCAGGGCUUCCGAAGACGAAAGAGAUCCAGGACGAAGGUGCCCUGACGACAUUAGAGAGCAAGCUGCCACCGACGAUCUCUCCGACCGAGCCAAAGCCUAUAACGAAAAAGUAUGCGCCGACCGAAACCGUUUUAUCGACCAUGAAAAUUAUUCCAACCCCAACUGUACUAUUGACUGAAAUAAAAGUAUCACAUUUGCCAACACUCGUGGCAACCGUGACAGUGCCACCAUUAAGCACAGUCGUUCCGUCAAUAACGCUUACGCCAACAACCGAAAGAGAAACAGUCACAACGCCUCCGCCAAGUACCAAUGCACCAUCCACUCCGCCUCCACCUACAGCCCCCGAGGCAGCAUCCACACCGCCUCCAUCUACUACCACCGAGGAACCACCAACGACGCAACCACCAACCACAUCAGAACGACCAACCGAGCACCCUCUGCCAGCGCCCCCAGAGACAUCGAAGCCAGCAGUCACGGCCGCGGCGACAGCGAAAUCACCGCUGCUGGAGGAAGACGAAGAAAGAUUCGGCGCGAAAUCCGGGACUCCGCCCAGCCCAGAACCCACCCAUGAGAAUUGGACAAAGAUUAUGCUGGAGAAACAUCUGGCGUAUGUCAUCGGCUGCGCUGUGGGUGUCUUCGUCCUCAUUCUACUUAUCAUCGUCCUCGUGGCUCUCUCGAAGCGCCGCAAGAAGGUGAACCGAGAGGUCCCGAUCGUCCUCGGCAGCGCCAACUACAAGAGGCAGCAAGAUGACUUAGACAGCCACGACCAGGACCACGUUAAUAUCCUGAUGUACUCUGCCGCCGAACAGGAGGAGGCCCCCCCCCACAACGACCUCGAGGAGAGGAUCCUGAUGCCUCCCGGCGGGACGUCCUCCACUCCAGCCACACCCAGGUGCCUCCGGGACAAGAAUUUCGACUAGAAAUACAAGUAGACUGCGUUUGGGUUUAACAAGCGGAAUGAUGGAUAUUUAUGGUACUAUAAAGGAUGUGACGACGUUAUAAAGACGCUAUGAUAAUGAUGUGACAAGCGUAUUGUGGUGGUGAUGACACCGCGGACCACAGAACCAUUGAGCCAAAGAGUGUUGUAAUGUACAGAGGUAAUGUUAGUGUUAACUGAUUCUGUGAUACCCUAUUUUCCCCACAUAUCAGUAUCAUUCCAGUGCUUUAACGAUUUAUGACUUCAUAUAUACCCAAGUAAGAACCUUUUUCUGUAACAUCAGCGCGUUAUAAAUAUGAUUGUUCAUUUGUAUAGAAUUAAUAAACGCUUCAUAGAUGUAAA
Molecule: messenger RNA, 1792 nt
Organism: Penaeus chinensis
Lineage: Eukaryota; Metazoa; Arthropoda; Malacostraca; Decapoda; Penaeidae
Product: proline-rich receptor-like protein kinase PERK2
Exons: 4
Coding region: 162-1433 (423 amino acids)
Source: RefSeq, a predicted model, not a curated record